GAGAUACGCCCCCUAACAUAGGACGUACACUCUCAGUACAACAGUCACACAAUGGGACUUCUUAAAGUCAUCGGAGUUUUGUUUCUUAUUUCAAUAGGAACGUCUCCAGUAAAGUGUGUAUAUAAGAUAUGGCUUCCGAAUGCUAAUUUCGCCAAUCCUAUCAACUGGGACAAAGGGAGACAACCGUGUGGUGAUGAUAUAGUCGUUAUUCCUGAAGAGAGUCCGGCUAUUUAUAUACAGGUCAACACAACACUUCAGCAGAUUAUAUUGCCAAAACAUGGUGAGAUGAUACUUGGUCCCGGAAGUACAAUAGCGUUUACUAAUGAACCAGAUCAUAGUGCGGAAUGCCUGAGUUCCGGAUCCGAGAUAACGUACAACUUGACAUUUCCGGACAACUGGCUAGACUACUCUAACUGGUGUUCGUCAGAUACAGUGACCGGAAGUUGCAAUUCUCUAGCUCUCGACUCGGAGUUGAUUCCGUGUAAGACAGAUGAUGUUGUAUUUCCAAAACUAAAUUCGUAUUUCGUCAAUCUAGAAUCCGGAUUGACUCUGUCAGUAAAUACUCUGAAGAUCACCGGCACUGCGUAUACAACAAGUGGGUUCUCUGAAUUUCUCAACACAAAUGAUGGGAAACUGAUGUUUCCGAUCCUCCAUAACUCCGGAAGCAGAUCUCUCGUACAGAUUGCCAGACGAAGAUGUACAGACCCAACUGGCUGUGCUUGUGGUAAUGAUGGACUAGACAUAUUACAGCGUAUAUGUAAAUACAGGAACCCCUACUGUUCACGGAUCCAAUGUAAACAACCUAUACGGCCAGCCGGGUCAUGCUGCCAGAUGUGUGGCGCCAUACUAUCAGUACAAUAUGGAACUGGUUUCAAGUUUGCUGAUCUACGCGAUGGCUUACAACGCAGAUUCCUUGACGACAACGAUAACUAUAAGGAUGUCAAAUACAUUGUAUCCAAGAUGUCGGACGGUCACGUGCAGGUAGUAUUGUAUGAUGUCUCAGGUGACGCGAGUAUCCAGGUUGGUGGGCAGAUGAAAGCAGACUUAGACAAUGACAAUGCCGGGGGAUUUAAAUAUGCUAUCCGUAGCGUCUCUAUGGAAACAUCAAAAGGAUCUAGACUGAACCCAACCCAUGGGGCCCAGACAUCCAGUGGGUUGGCGAUGUCUGGUGGUGAGAUUGCCGGAAUAGUUGUAGGCUUGGCUAUAGUCCUCCUCAUCUGCCUGUUCCUAGGUACCAUAUUCUACCGCCGAAAAACCAGGGGACCAGACGAUGUUGCGUUUAAAAUGUUUGACAAGAUUUCGUUUAAACCAUCAUUCCCAAAACCUCGAUUAGAAGUACCUCCAUCGUUUUCCUUCCGGUUUGGUGGAUCUUCGAAUACACCGGAAACUAUUGGUGCGCAAUCGCAAGGAUUCGAUAACCCGAUGUAUGGCAGCAAUCCGCUGUCGAAUGAAAAACCUUUAGACCUCGAGAUGAUGCCUACAUCACUACAGCUUCCGGAAGUAGAGGAGCAGCCCACUUAUGAUACCGGUUUGGGUUUUGAUAAUCCGUUAUACGAGAACGUGCAGGAGUCCGCCAUGUUUAGCGAUCCAACAAAUGUGGACAUCAAGAUGGACGUGGACGAAAGUCUUGGAACAGACCUUGGCUCAAAACUAAAUCUUUAAAUGAUUUAUUGGAUGCAGACCUUAGAAUGUAUUCCUAAAGUUUUUCUAUCCUCAAAAUUGUAUUAUAUGUUAAUGGUAAUCUGUGAGAAACAAACAUUCUCUUCGAGGAUAGAUAACUUUUCUUAUUUAUGUGACAUAUGACUUACAUAUAUCGAACACAUCUGAUUGAAUGACAGAAUCAUACUCAUGAAAUCGGUUUAUAGCAAUAAGGCUAGUAUCAUAAUAUUGUUGAGUUUUAAAUUAUGAGCUCAGACUUUACGCCACAUAUGUAUAAUUACUUUGAAGAAAUAUGGAUAAAAAUUGUGUAACUGAUCAUAAUUAAUUCAAGCAGUUUCGUGAAUUCAACUUCCACGUGCACCUUACGAAUAUCAUCCUAGUAAUAGACGUCGUCUUCGAGAACUAAAUAUUUAAGGAUAUAUUUACGUUCAAAUCAUUUUAUUGUUAAAUAUAUAGAGAAGAAAACACACAAUGAGCUGCCCUCUCGCAAGAGGGGGGUCCGUUCUACGAACAUAAUAUUCAUACUCUAGAUAUUAAGAUGCAUAAGGUAGUCUAUAUAUAUAUUAUUAUAUUGUUUAUAAUGGACAUACAAUUUACCUCUCAACGACAGUAUAGAUUCCAGACAAUGUAUUGGCUGACGAGGUUGCCUCACCUAGCCUCAUUGCUUUCCUCUUUCUGAAGAGAGAGGUUAACAUAUAUAAUGUUAUCAAUAUUAUUUUUUCAAUCUUCAAUAUUACGUGGAGAUGGGGGUUUUUUUUCAAAAAGAAAUAAUAACCGUACAAUAAUUACAACAAAAGAACGAUAUUGAAACUGAAGUUAAAAUUACAAAGCUUUAUUAUACUUGAUAUUCAAAUGAAACAUAAGAUGCAUCAACUCAUUCGUUUGUGUUAGAUGUGAGAGUUGAUAUGUGAAAAUACAAAAUCGCUUCCAAGGUU
This is a messenger RNA of Pecten maximus, 2594 nucleotides long. Its product is annotated as protein amnionless-like. The coding region runs from base 52 to 1662 and encodes 536 amino acids. The record is from RefSeq and is a predicted model, not a curated record. Lineage: Eukaryota; Metazoa; Mollusca; Bivalvia; Pectinida; Pectinidae. Gene Ontology annotation, biological process: receptor-mediated endocytosis; intracellular protein localization. Gene Ontology annotation, cellular component: endocytic vesicle; apical plasma membrane. The transcript is spliced from 12 exons.